CCCUUUUUCGGUAAACCGAAAGCAGCAUUUCUAUCAAAACAACUCGUAUAGCUGCCUGGACCGGGGGAGACUUUCCGAAUGGAAAAGUGAUUUGCAUGCGCAUUUCAAAGCUGUGUGCUUUUGUUUUUAUUUUUUUUUUACAACAACAAAUCCACUGGAACGAAUCUUAACGUUUCUGCCUUCACAGCCCUGUGUUAAACUACAGGACGCCCCUUUCAAUAUCAACAAACAAACAAACAAACAAACAAACUUCAGAAACAUGAAGCUGAGGGUGAGAGUGAACAGGCGGACCAGCCGGGUGGAGCUGGAGGGACCCGAUCCGACCCUGACCCAACUCAGCACCCGGGUCAAGGAGGACUUGCUGCCUUCACACGGACUCGGCGCCGAUACAGAGUUCAGUCUGUCUCUGAACGGGGAAGAGCCUCUGACGGACACAGGACAGACCCUCUCGUCAUGCGGCGUGGUGUCAGGGGACAUGAUCAGCGUGAUACUGCCUCGUACCGACUCCUCGGCUUCCUCGCCGUCGCCUUCCUCUCGCCGGACGCAUGCUGUCCCAGCUGUUCAGCAGAACACACCGCAGAUUCCCGCCGGACUAGGUACACACGAGUCAGGCGCCAGCAGCAGCCACCAGAGCGGAGAGAGUGCAUGCGCUCCUGAGACGGACGAGACGGAUAUGGAGAGAGGUGAGGAUGAAGACGAGCCGGUGGGCCUCUUCAUCCCUGAGCCCAUGCUGUGCUGCGAAGCUGAGGAUGGGAAGGUCCCUCACUCUCUCGAAACGCUGUACCAGGCCGCACGCUGCAACAGCGCCUCCGACUGCCUGCUGUUAGCGGUACACGUCUUACUGCUGGAGACCGGCUUCCUGCCACAGGGUUGUGACGUCAGAGCCGGGGAGAUGCCCAGCGGCUGGCGUGUGGCGGGGGGCCUCUACAGGCUGCAGUACUCUCACCCGCUCUGUGAGGACAGCCUGGCUCAGGUGGCUGCUGUGCCGAUGGGCCAAACACUUGUCGUGAACGCCACUCUGAAGACGAGCAGCGCGGUAGAGAGUUCACGGAAGCUGGUACUGAAACCGGACGCGUACGUGACUAAGGAGCGGGCAGGUGGAAACGCCGGAGUGGCCUACAGAGACUUGCCGAAACUGUCUCGUGUUUUUAAGGACCAGUUGGCUUACCCACUCAUUGCAGCAGCUAGAGAAGCACUGGGUCUUCCUGCACUGUUUGGUCUGGCUGCGCUGCCCCCCGAGCUGCUGUUAAGGAUAAUGCGGCUGCUGGACGUGCACUCUCUCCUAAUGCUGUCCGAAGUAUGCAGACAUCUGCACUCCGCUACCCAGGAUGCCUCACUCUGGAAACACCUCCUGCACCGUGACUUCAGAGUGAAUAGUCAAGCCGACACUGAGCACAGAGAUACAGACUGGAAAAAGACGUACAGAAAGCGAUUUAAGCAAAAGAAGGAGCUGGGAAGAUACAGAUCGAGGUGUUACUUCUUUCCAGUUCCCCCAAUUUAUCCUCCUAAUCCAUUACACAUCCCUCCGCUACCGCCUCUCUUCCCGCCCGGCAUCAUCGGAGGAGAGCACGAUCAGAGGCCCCCCAUUCCACAGGGCAUCCUGCCACGCCCACGCUACGACCCCAUCGGCCCGUUUCCAGGUCACGAACCGCGUAUCGGGCUUCCCUUCAGCCGCCGCUUGCUGAGGCUCGGCGGGAGCCGAGCGCCAGACACCAGGAGAGGCUUCAUCUGAAUCCACUUUCCAGAUAGUUCUACGCCGCCCACACUCGCCGUCUCAAAAUCCCGCAAACUCACACCGGCGCUUAACUCCGAUUUGUAUACACGCUCCGGAGACGGGCACGUUUCAUCAUCUCCCUGUCCGGCAUUCCAGAAUAAACUACAUGUAUUUGGACAAUAAGUUAGCAGAGAGAAGUGAAGACGAGACGGAUGACUCCGCUCUCGGAUACAAUUUCUCUGUUUUUUUUUUAAUUUAUGUGAUUAAGAAACUAAAUCUAAUUUGACGGUGUGGGGGUUAUUGGAUAAAAUAAAAUAAACAUGACCAAAAAUGCCUUGUCAGUUUUUUUUCCCCGCACCUACCUUUCAAGCAAAUAAUCAUUUCUAAAAAAUGUUCCUUUUUUCAGUUGUUUAAUUUAAAUAAAUAAA
Molecule: messenger RNA, 2142 nt
Organism: Ictalurus furcatus (blue catfish)
Lineage: Eukaryota; Metazoa; Chordata; Actinopteri; Siluriformes; Ictaluridae
Gene: fbxo7
Product: F-box protein 7
Exons: 10
Coding region: 260-1732 (490 amino acids)
Biological process (GO): autophagy of mitochondrion; positive regulation of autophagy of mitochondrion
Molecular function (GO): protein kinase binding
Source: RefSeq, a predicted model, not a curated record